Molecule: messenger RNA, 2928 nt
Organism: Camelina sativa (false flax)
Lineage: Eukaryota; Viridiplantae; Streptophyta; Magnoliopsida; Brassicales; Brassicaceae
Source: RefSeq, a predicted model, not a curated record
AAAAAAAAAAUAUAUAAAAAUAAAAUUGAAGAUAACUUUUAGGGUUUAUAACGACCCGCCAAAUUCGCUUGUCUCCUCCGACAUUUUCAGAUUUUCUUGACCCGGAUCUUGACCCGGGCCCGCAUUUUAUUCGGUUCCGAUCUGGUAACUUGACAAUGGCGUCGGGAGCUUCGCCUUCUUCUUCGGCGACCAGAUCGGAGCCACCUAAGGAGUCUACGCCGGAAGAGACAAGUCCAGCUUCUAAGGAAGUGUCAGCAGUAAUAGAAUCGCUAAAGAAGAAACUUGCUGCUGAUCGGUGUAUAUCAGUUAAGAAAAGGUUUGAUGAAAACAAGAAGAAUUUGUGUGACAUUACUCAAAGCUUUAUGAGGUCGUCUAUGGAGAGAGGAGGUAGCUGUAAAGAUGGUAAUGAUCUUUUAGUUAAGAGGCAAAGAGAUUCGCCUGGUAUGAAAAGCGGAAUCGAUGCUAGUGAUGGUGAUAGGAAUAACCACAGAUUCGUAGAGGAUGGACAUGCCAAUUCAGCGGUGGUUCAAGGAUCUAGUGUCCCUGUUAAAAUUUCCUUACGGCCAAUCAAACUACCUGAUAUCAAACGUUUGUCACCUUAUACCACAUGGGUUUUUCUGGACAGGAAUCAAAGAAUGACUGAAGACCAGUCUGUAGUGGGUCGAAGGAGAAUUUAUUAUGAUCAAACUGGCGGGGAAGCGCUCAUUUGCAGUGAUAGUGAAGAGGAGGUGAUUGAUGACGAAGAAGAAAAAAGAGAAUUUUUGGAGCCUGAAGAUCUUAUUAUUCGCAUGACCCUUGAGCAACUAGGUCUUUCAGACUCUGUCUUGGAGGAACUAGCAAAUUUAUUGUCCAGACGUGCGAGUGAAAUCAAGGCAAGACAUGGAGUGCUUAUGAAGGAAAAAGAAAUAUCCGAGAGUGGCGAUAAUCAAGCAGAGAGCUCCCUUCUCAACAAAGAUAUGGAAGGAGCAUUAGAUUCUUUCGAUAACCUGUUCUGCCGUAGAUGCCUUGUAUUUGAUUGCCGGCUCCAUGGGUGUUCACAAGAUCUUAUUUUUCCUGCUGAGAAACCAGCUCCGUGGUGUCCUCCGGUAGAUGAAAAUCUAACCUGUGGUGCAAACUGCUAUAAAACGCUUCUCAAGUCUGAAAGAAUUCCGGGAUAUGGCACCACCGAAUAUAAAACUGGCACUUCAUCAGAUUGUGCGGUCACUAAGACCACAUCCACGAAGUUAUCAAGCAAACUUAGUAGGAGAAAACCAAAGACCUUCCCAAGUGAAAGUGCAUCGUCUAAUGAAAAGUGCACACCAGAGACAAGUGACUCAGAGAACGGACUUCAGCAGGAUACCAAUUCCGAUAAAGUUUCAUCAUCACCAAAAGNAAAAACACAUAUUGUUCCAGCCCNACAUGUAAAAUCUGGGAACUCCGGGAAGUCAAAGAAGAAUGGCACCCCUGCAGAAGAAUCUAAGAAUUCUGUCAAGGAUGACGAUCCUGUUUGUCAGCUAAAUGAGGUUGCUUCUGAGCUUGAUGCACCAUGUAGCGAUGAAAGUAUACGGAAAGAAGAGUUUGUUGGUGAGAAUGCAUGUCGAAGAGGAUUGGCUACAAACAAAUUGUGGAGACCACUUGAGAAAAGCCUUUUUGAAAAAGGUGUUGAGAUUUUUGGAAUGAAUAGCUGCUUAAUUGCUAGAAACCUUUUGAGUGGUUUCAAGUCAUGUUGGGAGGUCUUCCAAUACAUGACUUGCUCGGAAAAUAAAGCUUCCUUCUUUGGAGAGGAUGCAUUAAAUCCCGAUGGCUCUUCCAAGUUUGACAUCAAUGGAAAUAUGGCUAAUAACCAAGUGAGGAGAAGGUCAAGAUUUCUACGUAGACGAGGCAAAGUGCGUCGCUUGAAGUAUACUUGGAAAUCUGCUGCAUAUCAUUCAAUUAGGAAAAGAAUUACUGAGAGGAAAGACCAGCCAUGCCGUCAGUUUAAUCCAUGCAACUGCAAAACUGCUUGUGGGAAGGAAUGUUCUUGUUUACUAAACGGGACUUGCUGCGAGAAGUACUGCGGUUGCCCAAAGAGCUGCAAGAAUAGGUUUAGAGGUUGUCAUUGUGCAAAAAGUCAGUGUCGAAGCCGUCAGUGUCCAUGCUUUGCUGCAGAUCGGGAAUGUGAUCCAGAUGUUUGUAGGAACUGCUGGGUCAUUGGCGGGGAUGGUACGCUCGGGGUGCCAAGUCAAAGAGGCGAUAAUUAUGAGUGCAGGAAUAUGAAGUUGCUCCUGAAACAACAGCAAAGGGUUUUGCUUGGAAGAUCUGAUGUUUCUGGUUGGGGAGCUUUCUUAAAGAACAGUGUAAGUAAACAUGAAUACCUUGGGGAAUACACAGGAGAGUUGAUCUCACAUAAAGAAGCAGAUAAACGGGGGAAGAUAUAUGAUCGCGAGAACUCCUCUUUUCUCUUCAAUCUAAACGAUCAGUUUGUGCUAGAUGCUUACAGGAAAGGAGACAAACUGAAAUUUGCCAACCAUUCUCCUGAACCAAACUGUUACGCAAAGGUCAUUAUGGUUGCUGGAGAUCACAGGGUGGGGAUUUUCGCAAAGGAGAGGAUAAUGGCUGGAGAAGAACUGUUCUAUGAUUACCGGUAUGAGCCAGAUCGAGCUCCUGCUUGGGCCAAAAAACCUGAAGCUCCGGGUUCUAAGAAAGACGAACAUGUUACUCCUUCUGUUGGUAGACCCAAGAAGCUUGCUUAGCAACAACAACAACAAAAAAAAAAAAGGAAACCCCAUUUUUUUAGUCAAUUCUUUUGUUACAGGCGGAAGAACACAUUACUCCUCAAUCAUUCUACUCUCCACACGGGAAACACAAUGAAAACAAAUCCAUACAUUUUGCUGAGUCUAAAGAAAUUUGUAUUCGUUGGAUCAAAAUCUCAGUUUCAAUUUCAUGAUACGAGACUUCAGUUUUUCUUUC